AUGGAUAAAGGUCAAGUGAACAACUUUAACACCAGUGUCAAUGCAUCAGAUGUCCACCUUGUCACACAUAGCCUGUGGGAGGUCAUCACUAUAGCAACUGUGUCGGCCAUAGUGAGUCUCAUCACAAUAAUUGGGAAUGUUCUUGUAAUGCUGUCCUUCACAGUCAACAGUCAACUUAAGACUGUUAAUAACUACUACCUACUAAGUCUGGCUUUUGCUGAUUUAAUUAUUGGUGUAUUUUCCAUGAACUUAUACACUUCCUACAUACUAAUGGGCUACUGGUCGUUAGGUAAUCUAGCAUGUGACCUUUGGUUGGCUUUGGACUAUGUAGCCAGCAAUGCCUCAGUAAUGAACUUGCUAGUUAUUAGCUUUGAUCGCUACUUCUCCAUCACAAGACCUCUGACCUAUAGAGCCAAGAGAACACCAAAACGUGCUGGUAUUAUGAUUGGCCUAGCUUGGCUUGUGUCUUUUAUCCUGUGGGCACCACCAAUUCUGUGCUGGCAGUAUUUUGUGGGCAAAAGAACAGUACCCGAAAGGCAGUGUCAAAUCCAGUUCUUUUCAGAGCCGGUGAUAACUUUCGGAACAGCAAUUGCAGCAUUUUACAUCCCCGUUUCCGUCAUGACCAUCUUGUACUGUCGGAUAUACAAAGAGACAGAAAAACGCAGCAAAGACCUGGCAGAGCUUCAAGGAGUCACUUAUUCUAUAGACUCCGACAAUAAAACUCAGCCUCAGACGACCAUCAUUAGAUCCUGCUUUAGCACCACUUCCAGAGAGCAGAAUCAAGAGUCCUGGUCAUCUUCAAGCCACAGCACUUCUGAGUGGUCCAAAUCUGACCAACUUUCCACCUUCAAUAAGUAUGCAUCAUCUGAAGAAGAGGAGCGUACUAUGUCUUCUGGGAUCCUGCUCGUCUUCAGAAACCAUGCAUGUGGGACGAGCAACACAGCGAUGCCCGAUAAUGGUGAACAGAUGACAGGUCAUGACAAAGACAAUUUCUUUCCAUCGCCAGUCAAGGGUCACUCACAAAAGAGUAAAAAGUGUGUCUCAUACAGGUUCAAACUUGCUGAGAAGGGAAGCAACUCUCCAGAAACCAAGAAUGGGGACUCCAAAGCAGAAAGCUUCUCAUUUUCCUUGGCUGAGUCUAUAAGUAUUCCUUCCACAGCCUUAUCCUCCAAGCCCAGUGACUCAACGUUAAAGAGCCAGAUCACCAAGCGCAAAAGAAUGGUCUUGAUCAAAGAAAAGAAGGCAGCACAGACUCUCAGUGCUAUACUGCUGGCUUUUAUCCUCACAUGGACACCUUACAAUAUCAUGGUGCUUAUCUCUACCUUCUGUUCGGAUUGUAUACCCCUAUCCCUCUGGCACCUGGGCUACUGGUUGUGCUAUGUCAACAGCACAGUCAACCCAAUGUGCUAUGCCCUCUGUAACAAAACCUUUCAAAAGACAUUCCGUAUGCUUCUAUUAUGCCAGUGGAAAAAGAGGGUUGAGGAGAAGACUCACUGGUAUGGACAAAACUAA
This is a messenger RNA of Trichomycterus rosablanca, 1512 nucleotides long. It is a transcript of the gene chrm5a, whose product is annotated as cholinergic receptor, muscarinic 5a. The transcript has a single exon. Lineage: Eukaryota; Metazoa; Chordata; Actinopteri; Siluriformes; Trichomycteridae. Gene Ontology annotation, molecular function: G protein-coupled serotonin receptor activity; G protein-coupled acetylcholine receptor activity. Gene Ontology annotation, cellular component: synapse; plasma membrane; dendrite. The record is from RefSeq and is a predicted model, not a curated record. Gene Ontology annotation, biological process: chemical synaptic transmission; adenylate cyclase-inhibiting G protein-coupled acetylcholine receptor signaling pathway; G protein-coupled receptor signaling pathway, coupled to cyclic nucleotide second messenger. The coding region runs from base 1 to 1512 and encodes 503 amino acids.